AUGGUAUAUCGGCGGCCCGACAGAGUGAAGUUGGUUGCGGGAUGGCUGCAUCAUCAAUCUCAGACUAAUGUUCGACGCUCAAAUUGUAAUUUAGACAUAAUGCUGAAGCUAAGGGAUAAAGAGGUGGACGUUGAGGAGUUUGGUCUGGAGUAUAUCAAACAUGCUGCACUUGUUAAGCACCCAUAUAGAAGAAACAAGUUGCAGUACAAACGUGUGGUGGCUUACAAUGAGCUCGCGCAACGCUUUAGCGUCAGCGCGUGGCAGGCGCGCUCCCUCGAGCAGCUGUUCAGAAGCUACGUCUGCGACAAGAUGGAGCGGUUGGUCCGUGACGGGCUGCGCUACGUGGACGAGCUGCCGCAGGAGCUGAGCUGGCUGGCGCUUGUCGAGGAGAACUUCCAACUUUUGCCGAAGCUUCUGCAGGACUGCGGUGACGUGGAGCGCGAGCCCCACGAGCUGGUCUUGUCUGCGCUGUGCACGCAGGUGCUGCUACGCGGCUCGCUGUCGGACAGCGCCAUGUUCGACACCGUGCGGCGCACGUGGCGCUUAGCCGUCACCAACUAUGAUCUGGAGGCGGCCUGGGAGAGGGGGCAGCGCUUGGCGCUGGAGAGCUUGGAGCGGUGCUCGCGCGCGGGGGACGCGCCGGCCGAGGCGCUGCCCGCGUGGCUCGCGCGCGUCGCCGACGUCGUGCUGCUCUACACCGACCUCGACACGCACCGUCUCCUCGCCGACGAGAGCGAGCAGCUGUACGAGGAGGCGGAGGCGCUGUCGGUGCUGUGGCAGCUCGUGCAGCGCCACCGCGUGGAGGAGCGCGCGCCGCGUCGCUCGGGCGUGCGCGCGCAGCGCUGGUCGCGCGCGCUGCGCGAGUACUGCGCCGCCGGCCGCUGCGCCUCGCUCGUCGUGCUGCAGCGGCGCUGGCACGAGCUCAAGCUGCGCACGCGCUACAAGCUCGUCAACUACUGGCGCACCACCAGCGAGUGCCACGCCGCGUCCAAGACCAGCACCCCGGCCUGCUCCGACCCCCCCAGGGAGAUAAAUAUAGCCAUACUUAAGAGGUACCCGCAUAUCGUGACGUCGCCGCUGCCGAGCUGGCGGCAGCUCGUCGACAUGGGUCUCAUCAUCACCAGGCCGGUGGAUGACGACAUCAAGAAUUUAGAAAGAGACGGCGACAAGUCAAUGAUAACGCGCAAGAGAACUGCGGAACAAGGCUCUUACUGCCGCCUCCGUAACGAGAGGAGCCCUCCCAGGACCAAAUUAAUGAAACCGGAGCCGGACGAGGAGCCUCGCAUAAGGGACACGUACUCGAGCAACGUGCCCUGCGCCAUCAAACCGGAGCUUAACGGCACACAAGCAGCGGACUUCAACUCCAUUCUUAAAAAUAUUAAAACCGAAGUAGACGACUUAACGGAAAACCAUCCGUAUCAAGUAGCGCUGGUCGAGCACAACGACCUACCGACAAACGGAACAGACUUCGACGCUCGUAAAAUUGAGAUAGAUAUAUGUGUAAAGGAAGAGCCGAUAGAGAGGGUGUCGAAGUGCCCGAUAGUGUUCAGCGACGAAGACCAGGACAACGACGGCCUCGACGCAGAGAGUAGCGACGAUGACGUGGACACUUUCGAUAACAAACUCCUGUUGGACCCGUACGUGGAACUGACCCGCAUCGAUGUCGCGUCACUAUUAAAUCACGAGAGCGAGUCGGAAGAGCACGGCUACGUGGAGGUGGACCCGAUGGUGAAGGUGGAACUGGAAGAGCCGGAGUACGCGGGGGAGGCCAAGAUAAAGCUCGAAAUGAACGACGACACAGAAGCGGCCGCACGCUCGACUGAUGAAGACGCGCGCGCGUGCUACGUGGCGGCGCGCGGCCCGCGGCGCAGCGGCCGGCGCAGCAAGGCGCAGCGCUCGCUCGCCCUCCCGCACCAGCUGCCGCACCAGCUGCCGCACAACAACAAGCUCUACAUCCUGCAGCGCGUCGAGCCCGCCGCGCUCGAGAUAAAUGAUCUCAUCGCCCCGGCCGUUACCAAAGCGAGCGUACCGGCAGACGGAGCACCAAAAGAACCUGAGACGCUCACCUUGCGGCAAUUGAACCUGUUGCUCAACGAACUAACAGACGUGGCGAUGGUGAACCACCUGCUUAGGCGCUCGCAGCGGACCUGCUGCGCGGCGCGUAAACAUAGCGACAUCAGUGCGGCGCGCCAGCGGAUGGGCCUGCCGCCGCUCCCCAGGCACACGCACGCGGACGGCGCGGCGUGCACGUGCUGCUGCGCCGAGAGCACGCGCCUCCACCGCCCCGCGCUCGACGCCGAGCUGCAGGCGCUCUCGCGCGACUUCGCCGCCAUGACUGCGCCGCCUCAGUUGGCGCACCGGCACUGA
This is a messenger RNA of Arctia plantaginis, 2367 nucleotides long. The record is from the annotation of a GenBank genome assembly. NCBI's taxonomy places the organism in Eukaryota, Metazoa, Arthropoda, Insecta, Lepidoptera, Erebidae.